This is a messenger RNA of Camelina sativa (false flax), 1248 nucleotides long. Its product is annotated as glucan endo-1,3-beta-glucosidase, acidic isoform. Gene Ontology annotation, biological process: carbohydrate metabolic process. Lineage: Eukaryota; Viridiplantae; Streptophyta; Magnoliopsida; Brassicales; Brassicaceae. Gene Ontology annotation, molecular function: hydrolase activity, hydrolyzing O-glycosyl compounds. The record is from RefSeq and is a predicted model, not a curated record.
AGAUUUUAAACAUAUAAAAUUUCACAGUAUCAUCAUAGAAAAAUCAUGAAAAUGUCUGAAUCAAGGAUCUUUGCCUCACCACCAAUGUUGAUGAUUCUUCUCAGCCUUGUAAUAGCUUCCUUCUUCAGCACCACAGCUGGACAAAUCGGAGUAUGCUACGGGAUGCUAGGUAAACCCUUUCCAAGUCCAUCGGAAGUUGUGGCUCUUUACAAGCAACAGAACAUCCAGAGGAUGCGUAUCUACGGGCCUGACCAAGCCACUCUUGAGGCUCUCCGUGGCUCUAACAUCGAGCUCAUCCUCGAUCUUCCCACUUCACAACUUGCAGAUAUGGCCAACCAAGCGAAUGCCGACAAGUGGGUCCAAGAAAAUGUUCAGCGCUACAUUGACGGUGUCAGAUUCCGGUACAUCAACGUCGGAAAUGAGGUGAAACCCUCAGAUGGGCAAUUUCUCUUACCAGCAAUGCAGAACAUCGAGAAAGCACUAUCUGGAGCAGGGAUUGGAGUCAAGGUCUCAACGUCUAUAGCCACCGACACCACCACAGACACGAAUCCUCCGUCUCAUGGAAAGUUCAAGGAUGAGUAUAGCUUUCUUACACCAGUGAUAGAUUUCUUGGCGAGCAAGCAAUCUCCCCUGCUCGCAAAUAUUUACCCUUACAUCGCCUACAUAAGUGACAAGGCCAACAUCCAUCUAGACUUCGCUUUGUUCACCUCUCAGUCUACUGUGUUCACUGACGAAAAAAAUUUGCAAUACCAAAACCUCUUCGACGCAAGUCUAGACUCUGUUUAUGCGGCAUUGGAGAAAUCGGGAGGCGGAUCGAUGGAAGUCGUGGUGUCUGAGAGCGGUUGGCCCACGGAGGGAGGAGACGGGGCCAGUGUCGAAAACGCGAAAACUUAUGUUAACAAUUUGAUACAACAUGUGAAGAAUGGAUCACCGAAAAGGUCAGGUAAAGCUAUAGAGACUUAUAUAUUCGCUAUGUUCGACGAGAAUCAGAAGGAUGGUGACUAUGAGAAGUUUUGGGGACUGUAUCAUCCGGAUCAACAGCCUAAGUAUGAAGUUGGUUUCAACUAAUCCUUACAAAGACUUCUUGAAGAAGAAAGGGGGUCACCGGGUCAGAGACUUGUGGGCUCUUUUGUUUUUUUUGUAAGGGUAAACUUGUUGUAAUAAUAAGGAAUAAUGAGCCAUGACUAUGUUUUUAUUACAUAGUUUUAAAAUACAAUACAAAUUUUAAAUUUAAAUUGAUGAAGUCAA